This is a messenger RNA of Puntigrus tetrazona (Sumatra barb), 2164 nucleotides long. It is a transcript of the gene gdf6b, whose product is annotated as growth differentiation factor 6b. Gene Ontology annotation, cellular component: extracellular region. Gene Ontology annotation, molecular function: cytokine activity; growth factor activity. NCBI's taxonomy places the organism in Eukaryota, Metazoa, Chordata, Actinopteri, Cypriniformes, Cyprinidae. Gene Ontology annotation, biological process: SMAD protein signal transduction; BMP signaling pathway. The record is from RefSeq and is a predicted model, not a curated record. The transcript is spliced from 2 exons. The coding region runs from base 522 to 1769 and encodes 415 amino acids.
CUAGAGGGAGAUAAAGUCCACAGAGCUCAAUCUUCACACUUACACCUGCCGAACUUUGGGAGGGAAACAUUCACAUUCGUAACGAACGUAAUAAACACAAAACACGUGCAAAAUUCCGCAGCUUUUAUUUUGUAGUUUUUUUUUCGUAUUGUACGCAGCAGUUCCAUCCGUAUUUAAAACGCUAUACUUUACCUUGGUUCUAAACCAAAGCAAUAAAACAUACAACACUGAUCUACGUUCUGCUGUUAAUCGAGCAUAUUAAAAAUGACUCCGACGUGGAGGACGGUAGCAUCAUCUGAAAGCUGAGCAGGAGGCUGAGGUCUUUGAGUUUUAGCUGUUUGCAUUGAGUUGAGCUAAUAAUGUCAUGACGGUACUUAAGGAGGCAGUUCUUCAGAGGAGCUGCUCUCAUUCUGCGCUCCUUCACACACACACGCACACACUCACACACACACACACACACAUGUGAUGUGUUCGUGUUUUUCCCCAAGCAGGUCCUUCUUUUUUUCUUGUGCAUCUGCAAGAUGCGUUCUCGCGGAGUCUCGGGGGUACUUUUGACUUUUACGUUACUUUUGCAUUUUCUUUGUGUUCACCCCAUAAAUCCUCUGUUUCCAAGCGCAUCCAAAGGCAUGAAAGUGUCCAAGUCUGUUCCCGCUGAUGGCCACAGAAGGGUCAGACACGGCAAAAGCGCACCGUCGGCAUCAUCGUUAUCAGGAGACGUCCAGUCACAGCGGGCGAUCAAGGACACGAUUGAACCUCACGACUACAUGAUCUCCAUCUACAAGACCUUUUCCGCGGCCGAGAAACUGGGACUGAACGCGAGUUUUUUCCGCUCGUCGAAAGCAGCGAACACCAUAACGAGUUUUGUGGACGAGGGUCAAGAUGACCUUUUGAACUCCCCUCUGUGGCGGCAGAAAUACUUAUUCGACGUAUCGACUCUUUCUGAAAACGUGGAGCUCUUGGGUGCAGAACUGAGGAUAUACACAAAGAUCUCCGGAAGCUUCCGAGCGUCUGAGACGGGCCCGGUGGAGAUACAGCUGCUCUCCUGCCAGUCGCACGCCGUCCUCGACUCCAAAACCUUGGAUCUGGAGGACGCGCAUAAACCGAAAUGGGAGGUUUUUGACGUAUGGGAGGUUUUUAAGGAACGUCAGCGCCACUCCCACGGGACGCGCUUCUGUUUAGAGCUCAAGGCGACGCUUGAUAAUCCCGAGAGGGAAAUCGACUUGCAAUAUCUUGGAUUUCACAGACAUGGCCGGCCGCAGCUAAAGAAAGCCAUAUUGGUCGUUUUCACAAGGUCGAAAAAGAGGCAAAGCCUUUUCUACGAAAAAAGGGAGAAGAUUAAGCUGUGGGGUUUGGAUAGUCUUGGGAAGGUGAAAGGACCUCACUCGAAGUCCCGACGGAGAAGACGGACCGCUUUACCCAACCGCCAUGGAAAGAGGCACGGCAAAAAAUCAAAGUCUAGGUGCAGCAAAAAACCCUUGCAUGUGAAUUUCAGGGAGUUGGGUUGGGACGACUGGAUCAUCGCUCCCUUAGACUACGAGGCCUAUCACUGCGAGGGCAUGUGUGACUUCCCUCUCCGAUCUCACCUUGAACCGACCAAUCACGCCAUCAUACAAACUCUCAUGAACUCUAUGAACCCCAGCAACAUGCCGCCCAGCUGUUGCGUCCCAUCCAAACUCAGUCCCAUCAGCAUCCUGUACAUAGACGCAGGAAAUAACGUCGUAUACAAGCAGUAUGAGGACAUGGUGGUGGAGUCCUGCGGCUGCAGGUGAUUGUGAAGGUCAAACUAACGAGGACGUGAAAAAAAAAAAAUGUCUGACUUCACAACGGUACUGGAGUCCUCAGCUGAAAUGCAUUUGGAAAUAUGAUUUUGGACUGGAAUCGAGCACAGAAAUACUGCUAUAUCAGCCUUAGUUUUAUUUCGCUGGCCAUUUUCAUACUUAAAUUGUAUUUUAUGGAUUGAUGUGUAAAUGUUUUUCGUUUUUUUUAUUUGUACAGGUACAAAUUUUAAUUUAUGUUCAGUUACACUAAAUUAUUUUCUCAUUUAUUCAGUAAUAAUAUUUCACACAUAUAAAAUAAGCUAUUUUAGUUAUUGUAUCUACCUCAUUGUACAAAGUAUGUUACAGUGUAAAUGUCUUCCUUUGAGAGAUUAACCUUAUGAAAGGUU